AUGGCUGACUCAAUUGAUUACGAAAACGAUUUCGAAGAAAUAGUACUCUGCGAUGUAACUCCAGCAGAAACACAAUCAACAACAAACUCUGAGCAGUCACCGGGGCCUGAAAAAAAAGAAAACGAAGAAACACCAUGUACACCAACAAAAAUAAAAAAAGAAUCAAACUCAACAACAAUCUCAAACAAGAGCGGCACGACUCCAACAAAAGAAUAUAUAAACAACAACACAAAACAAUCAACGAAUGCAUCCCCUUUCUUGGAAUCACAGACAUCGGCUAGACUUACAUCUAAUCACGAAGAGCUUUCGUCAGAAGCUAAACAACAGUUCCCUGUGGAGUCACCGAAGGAAGCAACUCCGCGUGUAGCCUCUCGUGCGUCUACGAAAUCGUCGUCACCUCAUGAGGAUCCUUCACGUGCAUCAUCGAAGAAAUCAUCGGAUGGUUCAAUGCAACAAGAUCUUCCGUGGUUGCAAUCACAGACAUCGGCUAGACCUACAUCCAAUCACGAAGAGCUUUCGUCAGAAGCUAAACAACAGUUCCCUGUGGAGUCACCGAAGGAAGCAACUCCGCGUGUAGCCUCUCGUGCGUCUACGAAAUCGUCGUCACCUCAUGAGGAUCCUUCACGUGCAUCAUCGAAGAAAUCAUCGGAUGGUUCAAUGCAACAAGAUCUUCCGUGGUUGCAAUCACAGACAUCGGCUAGACCUACAUCCAAUCACGAAGAGCUUUCGUCAGAAGCUAAACAACAGUUCCCUGUGGAGUCACCGAAGGAAGCAACUCCGCAUGUAGCCUCUCGUGCGUCUACGAAAUCGUCGUCACCUCAUGAGGAUCCUUCACGUGCAUCAUCGAAGAAAUCAUCGGAUGGUUCAAUGCAACAAGAUCUUCCGUGGUUGCAAUCACAGACAUCGGCUAGACCUACAUCCAAUCACGAAGAGCUUUCGUCAGAAGCUAAACAACAGUUCCCUGUGGAGUCACCGAAGGAAGCAACUCCGCAUGUAGCCUCUCGUGCGUCUACGAAAUCGUCGUCACCUCAUGAGGAUCCUUCACGUGCAUCAUCGAAGAAAUCAUCGGAUGGUUCAAUGCAACAAGAUCUUCCGUGGUUGCAAUCACAGACAUCGGCUAGACCUACAUCCAAUCACGAAGAGCUUUCGUCAGAAGCUAAACAACAGUUCCCUGUGGAGUCACCGAAGGAAGCAACUCCGCAUGUAGCCUCUCGUGCGUCUACGAAAUCGUCGUCACCUCAUGAGGAUCCUUCACGUGCAUCAUCGAAGAAAUCAUCGGAUGGUUCAAUGCAACAAGAUCUUCCGUGGUUGCAAUCACAGACAUCGGCUAGACCUACAUCCAAUCACGAAGAGCUUUCGUCAGAAGCUAAACAACAGUUCCCUGUGGAGUCACCGAAGGAAGCAACUCCGCGUGUAGCCUCUCGUGCGUCUACGAAAUCGUCGUCACCUCAUGAGGAUCCUUCACGUGCAUCAUCGAAGAAAUCAUCGGAUGGUUCAAUGCAACAAGAUCUUCCGUGGUUGCAAUCACAGACAUCGGCUAGACCUACAUCUAAUCACGAAGAGCUUUCGUCAGAAGCUAAACAACAGUUCCCUGUGGAGUCACCGAAGGAAGCAACUCCGCGUGUAGCCUCUCGUGCGUCUACGAAAUCGUCGUCACCUCAUGAGGAUCCUUCACGUGCAUCAUCGAAGAAAUCAUCGGAUGGUUCAAUGCAACAAGAUCUUCCGUGGUUGCAAUCACAGACAUCGGCUAGACCUACAUCCAAUCACGAAGAGCUUUCGUCAGAAGCUAAACAACAGUUCCCUGUGGAGUCACCGAAGGAAGCAACUCCGCAUGUAGCCUCUCGUGCGUCUACGAAAUCGUCGUCACCUCAUGAGGGUCCUUCACGUGCAUCAUCGAAGAAAUCAUCGGAUGGUUCAAUGCAACAAGAUCUUCCGUGGUUGCAAUCACAGACAUCGGCUAGACCUACAUCCAAUCACGAAGAGCUUUCGUCAGAAGCUAAACAACAGUUCCCUGUGGAGUCACCGAAGGAAGCAACUCCGCAUGUAGCCUCUCGUGCGUCUACGAAAUCGUCGUCACCUCAUGAGGAUCCUUCACGUGCAUCAUCGAAGAAAUCAUCGGAUGGUUCAAUGCAACAAGAUCUUCCGUGGUUGCAAUCACAGACAUCGGCUAGACCUACAUCCAAUCACGAAGAGCUUUCGUCAGAAGCUAAACAACAGUUCCCUGUGGAGUCACCGAAGGAAGCAACUCCGCAUGUAGCCUCUCGUGCGUCUACGAAAUCGUCGUCACCUCAUGAGGAUCCUUCACGUGCAUCAUCGAAGAAAUCAUCGGAUGGUUCAAUGCAACAAGAUCUUCCGUGGUUGCAAUCACAGACAUCGGCUAGACCUACAUCCAAUCACGAAGAGCUUUCGUCAGAAGCUAAACAACAGUUCCCUGUGGAGUCACCGAAGGAAGCAACUCCGCGUGUAGCCUCUCGUGCGUCUACGAAAUCGUCGUCACCUCAUGAGGAUCCUUCACGUGCAUCAUCGAAGAAAUCAUCCGAUGGUUCAAUGCAACAAGAUCUUCCGUGGUUGCAAUCACAGACAUCGGCUAGACCUACAUCUAAUCACGAAGAGCUUUCGUCAGAAGCUAAACAACAGUUCCCUGUGGAGUCACCGAAGGAAGCAACUCCGCAUGUAGCCUCUCGUGCGUCUACGAAAUCGUCGUCACCUCAUGAGGAUCCUUCACGUGCAUCAUCGAAGAAAUCAUCCGAUGGUUCAAUGCAACAAGAUCUUCCGUGGUUGCAAUCACAGACAUCGGCUAGACCUACAUCCAAUCACGAAGAGCUUUCGUCAGAAGCUAAACAACAGUUCCCUGUGGAGUCACCGAAGGAAGCAACUCCGCAUGUAGCCUCUCGUGCGUCUACGAAAUCGUCGUCACCUCAUGAGGAUCCUUCACGUGCAUCAUCGAAGAAAUCAUCGGAUGGUUCAAUGCAACAAGAUCUUCCGUGGUUGCAAUCACAGACAUCGGCUAGACCUACAUCCAAUCACGAAGAGCUUUCGUCAGAAGCUAAACAACAGUUCCCUGUGGAGUCACCGAAGGAAGCAACUCCGCAUGUAGCCUCUCGUGCGUCUACGAAAUCGUCGUCACCUCAUGAGGAUCCUUCACGUGCAUCAUCGAAGAAAUCAUCGGAUGGUUCAAUGCAACAAGAUCUUCCGUGGUUGCAAUCACAGACAUCGGCUAGACCUACAUCCAAUCACGAAGAGCUUUCGUCAGAAGCUAAACAACAGUUCCCUGUGGAGUCACCGAAGGAAGCAACUCCGCGUGUAGCCUCUCGUGCGUCUACGAAAUCGUCGUCACCUCAUGAGGAUCCUUCACGUGCAUCAUCGAAGAAAUCAUCGGAUGGUUCAAUGCAACAAGAUCUUCCGUGGUUGCAAUCACAGACAUCGGCUAGACCUACAUCCAAUCACGAAGAGCUUUCGUCAGAAGCUAAACAACAGUUCCCUGUGGAGUCACCGAAGGAAGCAACUCCGCAUGUAGCCUCUCGUGCGUCUACGAAAUCGUCGUCACCUCAUGAGGAUCCUUCACGUGCAUCAUCGAAGAAAUCAUCGGAUGGUUCAAUGCAACAAGAUCUUCCGUGGUUGCAAUCACAGACAUCGGCUAGACCUACAUCCAAUCACGAAGAGCUUUCGUCAGAAGCUAAACAACAGUUCCCUGUGGAGUCACCGAAGGAAGCAACUCCGCAUGUAGCCUCUCGUGCGUCUACGAAAUCGUCGUCACCUCAUGAGGAUCCUUCACGUGCAUCAUCGAAGAAAUCAUCGGAUGGUUCAAUGCAACAAGAUCUUCCGUGGUUGCAAUCACAGACAUCGGCUAGACCUACAUCUAAUCACGAAGAGCUUUCGUCAGAAGCUAAACAACAGUUCCCUGUGGAGUCACCGAAGGAAGCAACUCCGCGUGUAGCCUCUCGUGCGUCUACGAAAUCGUCGUCACCUCAUGAGGAUCCUUCACGUGCAUCAUCGAAGAAAUCAUCGGAUGGUUCAAUGCAACAAGAUCUUCCGUGGUUGCAAUCACAGACAUCGGCUAGACCUACAUCCAAUCACGAAGAGCUUUCGUCAGAAGCUAAACAACAGUUCCCUGUGGAGUCACCGAAGGAAGCAACUCCGCGUGUAGCCUCUCGUGCGUCUACGAAAUCGUCGUCACCUCAUGAGGAUCCUUCACGUGCAUCAUCGAAGAAAUCAUCGGAUGGUUCAAUGCAACAAGAUCUUCCGUGGUUGCAAUCACAGACAUCGGCUAGACCUACAUCUAAUCACGAAGAGCUUUCGUCAGAAGCUAAACAACAGUUCCCUGUGGAGUCACCGAAGGAAGCAACUCCGCAUGUAGCCUCUCGUGCGUCUACGAAAUCGUCGUCACCUCAUGAGGAUCCUUCACGUGCAUCAUCGAAGAAAUCAUCGGAUGGUUCAAUGCAACAAGAUCUUCCGUGGUUGCAAUCACAGACAUCGGCUAGACCUACAUCUAAUCACGAAGAGCUUUCGUCAGAAGCUAAACAACAGUUCCCUGUGGAGUCACCGAAGGAAGCAACUCCGCGUGUAGCCUCUCGUGCGUCUACGAAAUCGUCGUCACCUCAUGAGGAUCCUUCACGUGCAUCAUCGAAGAAAUCAUCGGAUGGUUCAAUGCAACAAGAUCUUCCGUGGUUGCAAUCACAGACAUCGGCUAGACCUACAUCUAAUCACGAAGAGCUUUCGUCAGAAGCUAAACAACAGUUCCCUGUGGAGUCACCGAAGGAAGCAACUCCGCAUGUAGCCUCUCGUGCGUCUACGAAAUCGUCGUCACCUCAUGAGGAUCCUUCACGUGCAUCAUCGAAGAAAUCAUCGGAUGGUUCAAUGCAACAAGAUCUUCCGUGGUUGCAAUCACAGACAUCGGCUAGACCUACAUCCAAUCACGAAGAGCUUUCGUCAGAAGCUAAACAACAGUUCCCUGUGGAGUCACCGAAGGAAGCAACUCCGCGUGUAGCCUCUCGUGCGUCUACGAAAUCGUCGUCACCUCAUGAGGAUCCUUCACGUGCAUCAUCGAAGAAAUCAUCCGAUGGUUCAAUGCAACAAGAUCUUCCGUGGUUGCAAUCACAGACAUCGGCUAGACCUACAUCUAAUCACGAAGAGCUUUCGUCAGAAGCUAAACAACAGUUCCCUGUGGAGUCACCGAAGGAAGCAACUCCGCAUGUAGCCUCUCGUGCGUCUACGAAAUCGUCGUCACCUCAUGAGGAUCCUUCACGUGCAUCAUCGAAGAAAUCAUCGGAUGGUUCAAUGCAACAAGAUCUUCCGUGGUUGCAAUCACAGACAUCGGCUAGACCUACAUCCAAUCACGAAGAGCUUUCGUCAGAAGCUAAACAACAGUUCCCUGUGGAGUCACCGAAGGAAGCAACUCCGCGUGUAGCCUCUCGUGCGUCUACGAAAUCGUCGUCACCUCAUGAGGAUCCUUCACGUGCAUCAUCGAAGAAAUCAUCGGAUGGUUCAAUGCAACAAGAUCUUCCGUGGUUGCAAUCACAGACAUCGGCUAGACCUACAUCUAAUCACGAAUUGCUUUCGUCAGAAGCUAAACAACAGUUCCCUGUGGAGUCACCGAAGGAAGCAACUCCGCAUGUAGCCUCUCGUGCGUCUACGAAAUCGUCGUCACCUCAUGAGGAUCCUUCUCGUGUUGUUUGUGAUGUGACCUCGCAGGAACUCUUGGAGCAUGUUGUCUUGAAUGAUAUUGAUGAAUCUCCUCUUCAUAUUUCCUGUGCUGCCGGAUUUCGCUCGUUCGAUUUCGGAUCUUCUGUAUCUGGGAGUAAGGUAAGUCCUGCGACUUUGAGGGAUUAUGCUGCACGGUGUCAUAUGGUACGAAUAGAAAACAAUCUGAGCAAGGAGGAUAUUCGUCUAGUUUCUCAUUCAACCGCCAAUGAUAGGGAAUCUAAAAUGUUAAGCACCGGUGAUAGCAGUGGUGUCCUACAUUCAUCGAAAGUUAUGCUGGUCGAAGUGCUGGCAUCGGAAAAUCCUCCUCUGCUGUCCGAAAUGUCUUUAAGUAAUGUAGAAUGUGUAAGCGCAGAAAUAAAUACAGAUCCUUCAUCCGCUUCCACUACCCACACGAAAGAACCGAAACAAGAACCUUCACGACCCUUAAAAAAGCAAGCGGAAUCGCCAGAUGAAAUAUCUCAAGAGCCAACUAAGGAAUCUGAAAAGCAGGAGGAAUCACGCCCAUCAUCUGCAACACGAGAUGAAUCAUCUCAAAUUUCAACUAAGGAAUCAGAAAAGCAGAAGGAAUCACGCGUAUAUUCGGAAUCGCCAGAUGAAAUAUCUCAAGAGCCAACUAAGGAAUCAGAGAAGCAGGAGGAAUCACGCGUAUAUUCGGAAUCGCCAGAUGAAAUAUCUCAAGAGCCAACUAAGGAAUCAGAGAAGCAGGAGGAAUCACGCGUAUAUUCGGAAUCGCCAGAUGAAAUAUCUCAAGAGCCAACUAAGGAAUCUGAAAAGCAGGAGGAAUCACGCCCAUCAUCUGCAACACGAGAUGAAUCAUCUCAAAUUUCAACUAAGGAAUCUGAAAAGCAGGAGGAAUCACGCCCAUCAUCUGCAACACGAGAUGAAUCAUCUCAAAUUUCAACUAAGGAAUCUGAAAAGCAGGAGGAAUCACGCCCAUCAUCUGCAACACGAGAUGAAUCAUCUCAAAUUUCAACUAAGGAAUCUGAAAAGCAGGAGGAAUCACGCGUAUAUUCGGAAUCGCCAGAUGAAAUAUCUCAAGAGCCAACUAAGGAAUCUGAAAAGCAGGAGGAAUCACGCCCAUCAUCUGCAACACGAGAUGAAUCAUCUCAAAUUUCUAAGGAAUCUGAAAAGCAGGAGGAAUCACGCGUAUAUUCGGAAUCGCCAGAUGAAAUAUCUCAAGAGCCAACUAAGGAAUCUGAAAAGCAGGAGGAAUCACGCGUAUAUUCGGAAUCGCCAGAUGAAAUAUCUCAAAUGUCAACUAAGGAAUCAGAGAAGCAGGAGGAAUCACGCGUAUAUUCGGAAUCGCCAGAUGAAAUAUCUCAAAUGUCAACUAAGGAAUCAGAGAAGCAGGAGGAAUCACGCGUAUAUUCGGAAUCGCCAGAUGAAAUAUCUCAAGAGCCAACUAAGGAAUCAGAGAAGCAGGAGGAAUCACGCGUAUAUUCGGAAUCGCCAGAUGAAAUAUCUCAAGAGCCAACUAAGGAAUCUGAAAAGCAGGAGGAAUCACGCGUAUAUUCGGAAUCGCCAGAUGAAAUAUCUCAAGAGCCAACUAAGGAAUCAGAGAAGCAGGAGGAAUCACGCGUAUAUUCGGAAUCGCCAGAUGAAAUAUCUCAAGAGCCAACUAAGGAAUCUGAAAAGCAGGAGGAAUCACGCGUAUAUUCGGAAUCGCCAGAUGAAAUAUCUCAAGAGCCAACUAAGGAAUCUGAAAAGCAGGAGGAAUCACGCCCAUCAUCUGCAACACGAGAUGAAUCAUCUCAAGAGCCAACUAAGGAAUCAGAGAAGCAGGAGGAAUCACGCCCAUCAUCUGCAACACGAGAUGAAUCAUCUCAAAUUUCAACUAAGGAAUCUGAAAAGCAGGAGGAAUCACGCGUAUAUUCGGAAUCGCCAGAUGAAUCAUCUCAAAUUUCAACUAAGGAAUCUGAAAAGCAGGAGGAAUCACGCCCAUCAUCUGCAACACGAGAUGAAUCAUCUCAAAUGUCAACUAAGGAAUCUGAAAAGCAGGAGGAAUCACGCCCAUCAUCUCAAAUGUCAAGUAAGGAAUCUGAAAAGCAGAAGGAAAAGGCGGUUUCAUCCUCGAUGUCUAGUGCCUCUUCACUGUCUUCGGAACCUAGGAAUAGAUAUUCAGGCAAGCUGUCUUCGAGUCGUAAAUCCAUUUCUUCGGUGGGGCGGAGGAACGGAGAGCAUUUUUCUUCGUCAAGGGAUGGAAGCGGUGAAGGCACGUCGAGUAGUAAUGAGUCUUUGACAUCUUUAGAAGGUGAAGAAGGCUCUGAGGAAGAUUCGUCGACGUCUUUCUCCACCCGUUCUAGUGGCUCUGGCGGUAGUAGAAAAAGAAAGAUUGGUAGUGGAAAGGUUGUUGAAUCUGUUUAUCGCUCAACUAGUGGUGUGUCAACAGCACUAACAAUAGGGACCAAAGAUGGACUUAAGGUACGGAAGCAGAACAAGGGUGAAGAAUGUGCGGAUGAAAUGAGCAACAAAGCGAUGACGAAGGAUUCUUGUGCCGGAUGUUUUCCCCAUCCUUUGUUACCCAAAGUCACAGGAACGAAUAAGGAGUACGGGAAUGGCGAGGCCGGUAGCGGUCCUUGCGUAUGGAAAACCGCUAAUGCUAGUCUGUACCGUGGUCCAUUGAGGGCAGGAAACAAAUCGCUCGGUAGCAGACACUACUCGCCGCGAACGGUGUAUCUGGGGAAGCCUGAGGCCAGGGCGAGAGCCGGGGCAUUUGGUCUCUCCGCCGCAGGGAGGUUGCGUAAGGCUUACAAGUCGCCCUCAGCACCCUCAGGUGAAGAGCAGAACCGCAGCGGAGGGACUUCCCCCACAUCAUUAAGGAGAAAUAUCGCAAGGGUAAAAAGUGAGCUUAUGAGAGUUCGUCAAAACAUAAAGGCACUUAUUCGAAAAAGAACCCCUAGGCGCGCGCUUAAGAGGUCUGAACAAAACUUGAAGUACGUGGAUGUGGAGUCUCUACGGCGAGAGCACGAGCACCUGCUGCAGCUUGUUCAAAUUUGGGAAACAGGAGAAAUAAAUAUCGACCUGCUUGUGGAUAGUGCCAAUAGGGAGCUGCGACGCGCAAAAGAAAAGCUUGCCGAGGCCAAAGAGCGGAGGCGUAGGGUUGCAUCCGAAAGGCGGCACGCAUCACUGGUGAUUUCACGGAUGGUGAAGGAACGAACAGCGGAUGAUGAUGAUAAAAGCAAUCGGCAGCGAAAGGAGGGCAUGUAUGCUCGCCUUACACUUCAAGGUAAGGUGGAUGAACUACUUGAAAAAAUCAGCACAGCGCGCGGCACCUCGUCAAAACUUAGUGAUAAGAUUAAGUCACUUGAGAGUCACAUGAGGCAGGAAAAAUUAACGGAUAUGAAACCUGAGGAAUAUCGUGAGUUGCAAAAGAUGGUUGAAGGUAAUCGAAAACUUAUUCAUAGACUCAAUACUGCCAUCAUAAUUGCUGGGGGUUCUCAGGUACCCUUGACAGUUACGGCUGAAAUGAACAAUGACGAAGACUUGAGUGGUGUCAAGUUCCCGGGAAAGGCGAAGCUUGAUGCUGAGGCGGAGAAACUAGCGAGUAGGGUAAGUCGAAUGGACGCGCGAAUCGCGGAACUUGUAGAAAAGGUUAGCGUGUUGUUCCCCAACGAUCCAAAGAUUCGGAGACGUAGUAUAAGCAACAUGGAGGGGGUAGGUGGGCGGAUGGUGAGCUACGAGCAUUCGUCAAGCCCUGAUGGCAGUCGGCAUUUUGCGGCAGGUCAGUCCCCGUCGAAGGCAUUCCUUGGGGCACCAGGUGCUUCUAUCCGAAGGUCGAGGCUGCCGAUGCUAAGCGAUGCCACAGGAUCCUCGAACCCCCUCAACACGUGGCAUUCAUCCGAUUCGUGGAGCCCUGGGAGGGAUGCCACCGGACGGCAGGGGUCUCCCAAGAAAGGGAAAGGAUUGGGGGGAGCGGAUCGGACCCUACUGCCAUCUGUAAGGAAGGUGCCACCAACGUUCAUUACAUCCUACAAGAAUGAGAGCACGACGUCAACCGUUGAAGAAAGCACGCAUAGUCGAACCGCGGUGAAGAACAUUCCACAGGACAAUGGAGCAAAAUCAGGCUCGAAGGAUGCAGCGAAGGAGCGCAAGCCCGAAAAAGAAACAGAAAGGGAGGUCAAAUCAGCCGUUGGUAACGGUGGAUCGGAAAUCCAUAAUUGCGAAGCUCCCGGCUCCGUCGCCAGCAGUUCAGGUGAAGCGGACGAAAGCCGUACCCUAAGUACCGGUAGUAUGGAUAAGAGCUCCAACAGCAACAUUCAUACCACACCAAACCAAAAGGGUCACAAGCCUGCGAAACAGGAAGCGGAUGAACCUUCGGAACGGUACACGACACCGCUUUCCGAGCAGUCGACCGGGCGGUCACAACAGUACACCAGCCCCUCAUCGCAACUGUCGUCGGCGACAUCUCCAUCCUCAGUGGAGCAAGCAAGACCGUCGGCGCGAUCGUCAUCAGCUUUGUCAGGAGCCUCCGAGCGGUCGUCUGCCUCUUCUCCACUAUCCACUUCAAUCCGCAAGGAGGACGGUCGCAUGUCCAACCAGGAAGAGGAACGGGCUCCUGACAAAUCGCCAUCGGCAGGUGAUGACGUCUCGACAAUACCAGACGAGGUGGUUGAGGGGGAAGACUCCGGAAGGGAAACACCCGUCUGGUUACGAUAA
This is a messenger RNA of Trypanosoma brucei brucei TREU927, 10359 nucleotides long. RefSeq lists its product as hypothetical. The record is from RefSeq and is a predicted model, not a curated record. The coding region runs from base 1 to 10359 and encodes 3452 amino acids. The transcript has a single exon. Lineage: Eukaryota; Euglenozoa; Kinetoplastea; Trypanosomatida; Trypanosomatidae.